Tetrahymena thermophila SB210 is the source of this 3168-nucleotide messenger RNA. RefSeq lists its product as hypothetical. The record is from RefSeq and is a predicted model, not a curated record. The transcript has 2 exons. NCBI's taxonomy places the organism in Eukaryota, Ciliophora, Oligohymenophorea, Hymenostomatida, Tetrahymenidae.
AAGAAAUAUUAAUUUACAAACUAAAUUUUAUAGAUAUUAAUUAAUAUUUUGCAGUAUAACUUAGUUCAAUAAAUAAGUUUUUAUAUAUUAUUUUUACUUAGUUAAAUAAUUAAUUUAGCAAAUAUGAAAGGUCUAAAGCUUUAGCUAAAAAAAAUAUAAGGAUUCGAAUAACAACAAAAUUAAUUACAAGAUGAAUUCAAGAAUUCUUAAUAAGGAGAUAAUUAGGGAGAAGAUCUUAAUAAUAUCUCUGAUAUUUCAAAUUCAAUGAUAAAAUCUACUAGAAAUCGUAGUAGUACAAUGGAAAUCAUAGAAGAAGUUGAGACUAGAAGAGAGCAGCUUUUAAAAAAAUCAAUUUAAAAUUUGACAGAAAGAGAAGAAGAUAAUGAUACUGAUAAUGAUGAGGAUGAUUUUAGCGAAGACACAUAUUAAAAAUAUAGUAACAGCGCUCCUGAAAAAGGACUAAGAUCAAAAGAAAAGCAACAAGAAGGAAGUGAAGGAGAAAGUUAAGAUUCUUGUAGUGAAAAUUCUUCUCCUGUAAGUGCAAGACUAGACUCUCCUCUUAAAAAAGCAACUGUAUAAAAAAAAAGAAUGAGUAUAAUUGAUGAGUGCUUAGAUCAAAUAAGAAAACGAAGGGAUUUAAUUGCAGCCAAGUUAAUUUCAAACACAUACGAAUUAGAUGAGGAUUUAUUAGAUUCAUCAGAUCUAAGUGAUUUAGAUUAAUAAAAAGAUGAAAGCAAAUUUAAUCUUAGUCAAAAGUUCAAUAGUGGAAAUACAAAUAAAACACCGAGAGAAAAAGAUAUAUAAACAAAUGAAUAAGAAAAUAAAUAUCAAAAAGAAGGAAACUUAUAAAAUAUUAAAACUUCUGAAGAUUCUUAAAGUAUUUCCAAUAGUUUAUAUAGUAGCAACAACAAUAAUACAAAUAACAAUAAUAAUACUAGUAAUAAUAAUAACAAUAAUAACUGUAGCAAAUUAAAUGAAAAUGUACCAAUAAUUUCUAUAGAAAAGCUUGAUUCAAUUAUUAAUCCUAUUUAAGGAAUAUCUCCUUCCUCAAAAAAUGUUUCUCCUAGAAAAGCUUAAUAGCCUAUAAAAUAGUCUUAAGUUGGAAAUUUAAAUAAUAUAAAAUAAAGCACGGUAAAAUAAAGCUAGUUUUUAGGUAUGAGCAGAAAUUUUGGAGGUUCUAAAAGAUUUGAUCUAAGAAAAUCUAGUAUGUACCAAAAUAUUGGAGGUUUGGCUCAAAGCAGAAUGAUAAAUGCAACAUCAAGCAAUUUAAAAAGGAGCAGUGUAUUUUGUUUUGAAGGAUUUUAAGAUAGAUAAUUUGCAAGAUAAUUACAAAAGAUUUAAGAAGAUGAAGAUAAAAGCUUAGUAAGGUAAUUUGAGAAGUUUAUAGAGCAAAUUAAGAAAGAAAAAGAGACAUAUAUUUAAAAAAUAAAAUAAAAAAGAGAUAACAUAAAAGACUUUUUUAAAGAAAAUACCAAUUAAUUAAAAUUAUAAUAAUAAAAUGGAUAAGAUAAAGAUACUUCUAAAAAAAUAAAGAAUAACAGCUUUUAUAAAGUAUUUACUAAAGAUAAUGAAGAUUCAGACAAACCUGAAUUUGCAUAAUCAAUUAAUUUAUAAGAAAUAAAAAACAGUAAAAAUGAGAGUGAUUUAAUGAACCAAUAUAAAAUCAAUUUUUAAGAUUAUGAAGAUUUAAAUAUCUAUGAGCUAUUAGAAAAGAUAGAAGAAGAAUUUCUUAGCAAGAAGUAAAUGGAUCCAUAAAUGAGUUAAUUCCUUAGAGAAAGCAUGAUGAUGAGUACUCUUGGUGGUUAAAGUUUUGCCUUUGGAGAAAAUAUGGACAAGACCUUUUUUCCUCUUGUUGUAACAGAGCAAGACUAUUAAAAUUUUGAAUUGAAGAAGUAAUUAGAUGAAAUGGGAGAAAAAAUUAAACACAAAAAUCUUCUCAAAUUAGAGUAAUUACUCGAUAAGUAGAAGAGGGAUUUAAAGGAUUUAGAAAUAGAGUAUUGCAAGCUUUAAAUUGAUUAUAAAAUUUUUUAAUAAAAUGAGUAAAUUAAAGAAUAAAUUAAGAAAGAACACCUUUAAGACAAAAGAAAAAAAAAAUAAAUUGCUAAAUUGGUGUAGUCAUAAAUUUUGAAUUAGAGUUUAGGUUAGUUAGAUGAAUCCAGUGAAAACAGCAGUGAUGAAGAUAAUAAUUUAUUAUCUAAUUAAAGUAAUAGUAUCCUCAACUGUACAAUAGCUAUGAGUAAUUAAAAUUUUGAAGAAAGGCAAAAAAAUGUAAUAGAAAUUUUUAACGAGUUAUGUGCUGAGUAUGGUUUUUUAAAGGAAAAUCUAUCGAAAAUUAAAUAAAAUUUUAAUAUUAAGUAUUAAGAAUGUCUUGAUAAGUUUACUUUUUUAUAAAAUGUAAACAAUAACAUAGAUCAAGUCCUUGAGUAUAAUUAAAGUAUUUUCUAAUUUUCUUAAAAAAGUAAGACAGUAGUAUCUAAAUAAUAACCAUAAAAUGAAUAAGAUAAUGAAGAUUAACUUGCUUAACUAGUAAAUUAAAUUUAGAAUUUAGAAUUGGCAAUUUAAAAUAGGAAAAAUGAAUCAGAUAUAGAGUUUUAAUUUAAAAAAACUAAAAAAAUAAAUCAGCUUUUAUCAUAUAAAAUUAAAUUAGAAAAGCUUUAGUAUCAAAGGGACUUUGAAGGAUUGCUGAUUGAUAUCAGUGAAAAUUCUGAGACUUUGUUUAAAGAAAAGUAGUUCCUAUAAGAUUCACUUAAAAAUUUAAAAUAAAAAUUUGAAGAAAUGAAAGAAUAUAAUACAAUAUACAAAGAUUAAAUUAUAUCAAAGCAACUUAAUGAUAUUGCUUAGCUAAAAGUUGAGAUUGAAAAUAAUAAUUUAGUUCAACGUGAUUUAUCUUAAAAAUAUGAUCAAUAUAAUUAGGUUAUAAACAAUCUUUUUUAAUAGAAAAAUUUUAAUAAUACUUCUUAGUUUUUACAAAAUAAUUUAGAAAGAGUCUCCUACGAUUUAUAAUAGUAAAAAUUAUUUUUAGUAGAGGAAAUACGUAAAGCAAAGCUUUCAAAUAAUAAAUUAGAAAAUGAAAUAAAUGAUUUACAAUUUAACUAACUGAGCAGUGUCUUAAUAUAGCAAAAUAUUUAUUUAGAGCAACUUAAAAAAUCUAACCACAUUUUAAUUUGA